This is a messenger RNA of Paramecium octaurelia, 2262 nucleotides long. The record is from the annotation of a GenBank genome assembly. Lineage: Eukaryota; Ciliophora; Oligohymenophorea; Peniculida; Parameciidae.
AUGUCAAUUUUUUCAAAAAAAGAAUAAAAGAAGCAGCCUACUCAAUAUUUGGAAUUUGAUUCACUUGCUGCUAAAAAGUAUAUUUAUGACUCAAAGAAAGCUAAUGAGUAGUCUGUAAAACAAGAAUAGUAUAUAAAUGAUUUAAGAAAAGCGUAUGAAUUCCAAAAAAAAUUAGUUAUGACUAGUAAAGAGUUGAAAUUGAACCCAUCUUUUAAAAAGUAGAGUUACUUUAAGUCGAAAGAAAAUAAUUAAUGGACGAAGUGGAACAAUAUAAAAUGAGUUAGAUGGAAAUUCUUAAGAAAUAUGAAGGGGAAUACUAGGAUAAGGAGAGACUUGCCAAAGAAUGCUAAAAAUACAAAUAAUAGAUUUUAGCACUUUAGAAAAUGUAAAUGCCCCAAGAAUUUUAAGAAAAAAAAUGUCAGGAAUUAAAAGAAUCUUUAUUUAAUACUAUCAAGGACAUAAUGAAUGACUUUUUGGAAAGUUACAAUGAUUAAAUAGGGUAUGACAAUGAUGAUUCAGGUAUCAAUUCAAAAUUAAUAAAGUUUCUGCAUCAAUGUUUCAUGAUUUACUCUAAUAGAUUGAUGACUCAAUAUUAAUGUUCGUAGAAAACCUACCAGCUUAAUCAAGUAGACAAUAUUAAUCAGAGGAAGUUCAACACCUUAAGGAUUAAAUUGAAAAAACCUUGUAGAUUGUGGCUAAUUUGCAAUCUGAAAAUUAGGACUUAGUAGCGUCAUUAGAAUCUGAAAAGUAACUUAAGGAUAAGAUCAAUAAUCAAAAAAAUACUUAAUAGCAAUUGGUUAGCCAAUUAUAAAAUCAAAUUGAGCAAAUAGUUAAUGAGAAAAAGGCUAUAGAAUAAUAACAUUAAGAAAUUUAGAUUAAAUAUUAGGAUUUAUCAAAGGAAUUUUAAAAGCUUAACUAAGUUAAAGAAGAUGAAAAAGAAAAGCUAAAGGGAGAAUUAAUAACGUUGGUCAAUGAAUUAUAAAAAGAAAUCCAAAAGGUUCAAUAGGAAAAUUCUCUACUUUUAUAGCAAGUUGAAGAAAAGAAUGCUGAAAUUACUAGUAAAACUGAAGUAUUCAAUAACAAAGUGAGAGAUUUAGAAACAAAAUUAAAUCAUGAAGAAUUGAAAUAUGAAUAAAAAUCCAAAGAAGUAAGAUUAUUAAUAUUAUAUAGUUUCUUAGAAAUGAAAGAGAAUUAAAUCAAUCUAAAUCGGAAGCUACGAAAUUAUUUGAAAAUAAUAAUAUUUUAUAAUAAUAAUUAGAUGCUUUUAAAGAAAAAAGAAAGUAGGAAAAAGAAAUAUUCGAUGAUUAAAAGGAAAAAUAUAAAUAAAUGAAAUUAUAGUUAUAAAAACAAGAAUAAGAAUAUGAAGCAAAAAUUAAUUAGCUUGAGGAAUAAAUCCAAUUGCUUUAGUAAAAGACUGAAAGCGCAGUUUCAUCAGAUUUAUCUAACAACCCUGAGAUAAUUAUGGAAAAAGAAUUGCAAAUUUCUAAAUUAGAAUAAUCUAUCUUAGAGUAUCUUAUAUAUUAAUAUAUAUUAGAUUAAAUUAAAAAAACAACGAAUUAAAAUAAAAAUUGGCUUAAAAUAAAAUAGAGAUUAAUGACUUGAACCAUGAAUUGGAAUAGUAAAAGCUGACCAAUCAAUAGCAUCUAGACAAAAGAGCAUUUGCAUUAAGUGAAUUAAAUCGAUUAGAACAAUAAAAUUAACUUUUAAAAUAAGUAUAAAAUAACAUCCAUAAUAGAAAAACAAUGAUCAAAAUUAAAUUAUCAAAUAAUUAUAACUAGAAAAUCAGUAGGUAUCACAAAUUGUCAAAUCUUCAAAGUAGUAGCCUGCUACAAAUAUGCAAAAAUAAUUACUCAAUCAAAGCAUUUCUAAAACUCCUAUGGUAGAAGCAAACUAUUUAGAUUCUUCUAUGGUAUCUGAUGUUGAGAGCCAAACCUCAAAACAGUCUAAACCUCCUUCCAUGCUUAUGAAAGGUUUAAAUUAUUUCAAACCAACCCCUAAACCCAUUUAAAAUGCGGUAUUUUUAUUUAGUUAUCAAAGUACUAAGAAAAUUAAGAUAUUAAAAUUGCUGCAACCAUGAUACAUAAGUAGACAGAUGAAUUAAAAUAAAAUUUAGAAUAACUUUAUAAAUGUUUCUUGUCAACAGUUCUACUAAGUUAAAACAAUGAAGAAGGUAAAUUUCUCAAGUUUGAAAGGGAAAUAAAUGAGUGUUUGAAGAAAACUUAAGACUUAAAUGAUAACAUUGAAGAUUUUUUGAUAUUAUGA